AUGGCUCGGCAUAACGCGGUUUCUCUUCAUCCAGACUCAGAUUUGGGUGACACCGCAUUGGAGUGUUAUAAAUGUGGUAAUCGAAAUGUGUUUGUAUUAGGAUUUGUUGCAGCCAAACAAGAGUCUGUUGUGGUACUUUUGUGUCGUCUGCCCUGUGCUCAGACUAAGAACCCUGAUUGGGAUACUGAGCACUGGCAGUCUCUUAUAGAGGAUCGUCAAUUUUUACCUUGGGUGGCCAAACCUCCCGGCGAGGAGGAUCUGAUUAAUUCUAGACCUAUCACUAUCUCGCAGAUUUCUCAAUUGGAGGCCAAAUGGCGUAUGAAUAAGAAUGCCACAAUAGAAGACUUAGAAAAAGAACCGGAGACAGAGGCAGUUCCUAUCUUAAUGAGAUAUUCCGACGCAUUCCAAUAUCAAAGAUCAUUUGCCCCGCUAGUCAAACUUGAGGCUGAUUAUGACCGUCAGGCUAAGGAAUCGAAAGCUUUGGAAAAUAUAUCCGUCAGCUGGGGAUUGGGUCUAAACAAUCGUCAUUUGGCCUCAUUUGCGUUCUCGACGUACGAAACUUCUGAUCUAAAAGUUGCUGUUGGUGACGAGAUGAUUCUAAGAUACGAUGGGCCCGAGCUCGAUCACCCUUGGGAAGCUUCCGGUUAUAUAAUACGACUUCCAAAUGCGACACAAGAAGAAUUCACCAUGGAGUUGAAACCUGCCAAAGGUUCCCCUCCUACUGAUAUCACCAACAGGUUCACUGCAGAGUUUGUCUGGAAGGGUAUUUCAUACGAUAGAAUGCAAAUGGCAAUGAAAACGUUUGCCGUUGACCCACAGUCAGUGUCCGAGUAUAUUUAUUACAAAUUACUAGGCAAAGAGGCGGAAUCCGUGGAAUUCGAUGUUAAGAUGCCUAAGAAUUUCAAUGUUAAUGGUGCAACUACGUUGAAUGAUUCUCAGUUAAAGGCCGUUAAGGCUGCUUUGCGUAGUCCCUUAUCGAUUAUUCAAGGACCUCCCGGCACCGGUAAAACCGUUACUUCUGCCAGUAUAGUCUAUCAUCUAUGCAAGAUCCACAAGCAGAAGGUGAUUGUUUGUGCACCUUCCAAUGUUGCUGUUGAUCAUUUGGCGUAUAAGCUUAUUCAGAUGGGGUUGAAGGUGGUAAGAAUUGUGGCUCGAAGCCGUGAAGAUCUUGAUAGUUCCGUUGAAAAGUACUGUUUGAACAGUCAAGUGAAAGCCGGAGCCUCUAAACUUCUCAAGAAAUUGAUUAAGCUCAAAGAAGAAGUAGGAGAACUAUCAGAAAGAGAUUCAAGGAAGUAUUUCAGUAUGCUCAAAAAGGCUGAGUUUCAAAUCCUAUCGAAUAGUGAGGUAAUAUGCUGUACAUGCGUUGGUGCUGCAGAUAAGAGACUUACCAAGAUGAAGUUCAGAUCAGUUCUUAUUGAUGAGAGCACUCAGGCAUCCGAGCCUGAAUGUCUCAUUCCUAUUGUGAAGGGUGCCAAACAAGUCGUACUAGUGGGAGAUCACCAGCAGUUGGGACCUGUAAUUGUUAAUAAAAAGGCAGCAGAAGCAGGUUUAAAGCAAUCCUUAUUUGAGAGGUUGAUUUUCUUAGGAUACACACCGCUUAGAUUGGAAGUGCAAUACAGAAUGCAUCCUGCUCUUUCUGAGUUCCCUAGUAACAUGUUCUACGAUGGUUCGUUACAAAAUGGUGUUACUGCUGAAGAAAGGACAUGGCCAAAUUCGAGUUUCCCCUGGCCUAUUAGAGAUAUUCCAAUGAUGUUUUGGGCAGUUUAUGGUAGAGAGGAGAUAUCUGCCUCAGGAACUUCUUACUUGAAUCGUGUCGAGGCAAUGAAUUGCGAGAGAAUCAUUACUAAACUUUUCAAAGACGGAGUUAAGCCAGAACAGAUUGGUGUUAUCACUCCUUAUGAGGGUCAGAGAGCGUAUAUUUCGCUGUAUAUGCAGAUGAACAGUUCGUUGGCGGAAAAGGCAAAGUACAUGGAUAUUGAGGUGGUGUCUGUGGAUGCUUUUCAAGGGAGAGAGAAAGAUUUCAUUAUAUUGUCGUGCGUUCGUGCAAAUAAUCAGCAAUUGAUUGGAUUCCUUAGAGAUCCACGGCGUCUCAAUGUGGCAUUAACGCGUGCCAGGUUGGGAUGUAUUAUUCUUGGUAAUCCAAAGGCUUUGAGUAGAGAUAGGCUUUGGAAUUACUUGCUUUCCUACUACAGAGAUAAGGGAUGUCUUGUAGAGGGACAGCUAGAUUACUUGCAGAUCUCUUCUGUUCAGCUCGGUAGGCCCAAGGCUACCUAUACACCUGUGGAACGUCGCACCAAUGGUAAAAUUGUUGGUGGUGGUGGCCAACGCAGUGAGUAUUCUGCCGAAACUGCAAGUCUGGUCUCGUACGAAGGGUCUGCAUUUACCAGCACUCUUUCAAAUAGAAGUUUAUGGCCUAAGAUAUCAGAAAACCAGGAUGACUCCGAUCGUGAGUCAGCCUACCAAGCUGACAGUCUGGUGUCAGGAAGGUACGAUGAGGAAGGGAACGGUCAGAGUACUUCUGGAAUCAAUGGAACUACAAAUGGUGUCGACGGUAACAGCGAUGAUGAGGACAACUAUAAAAACGAUAUCCAGAACUUGACCAGCUCAUUUGCCAAGCAGUUCACCUUUUAA
Brettanomyces nanus is the source of this 2631-nucleotide messenger RNA. RefSeq names its product ATP-dependent RNA helicase (gene NAM7). NCBI's taxonomy places the organism in Eukaryota, Fungi, Ascomycota, Pichiomycetes, Pichiales, Pichiaceae. The record is from RefSeq and is a predicted model, not a curated record. The transcript has a single exon. Gene Ontology annotation, biological process: nuclear-transcribed mRNA catabolic process, nonsense-mediated decay. Bases 1 to 2631 code for a protein of 876 amino acids. Gene Ontology annotation, molecular function: RNA binding; RNA helicase activity; ATP binding. Gene Ontology annotation, cellular component: cytoplasm.